AUGGCGCAUCUGAUGGCGCCUCUUCAGAUCACCGUCAUUGUGAACAGGUCUUUAGAAGGGAGCGAUCUGAGGGCGGGCGAGAGCCCAGGUGGCAACAGAGUGUCCUGUGAAGUGUCCUGUGAAGUCUCCUGUGACCCGUCCUGUGAAGUGUCCUGUGACCUGUCCUGUGACCCGUCCUGUGAAGUGUCCUAUGACCUGUCCUGUGACCUGUCUUGUUACCCAUCCUGUGACCCGUCCUGUGAAGUGUCCUUGUCCUGUGACCCGUCCUGUGACCCGUCCUGUGACCUGUCUUGUUACCUGUCCUGUGACCCAUCCUGUAACCUGUCUUGUUACCUGUCCUGUGACCCGUCCUGUGACCUGUCCUAUGACCCAUCCUGUAACCUGUCCUGUGACCCGUCCUGUGACCCGUCCUGUGACCUGUCUUGUUACCCGUCCUGUGACCCGUCCUGUGACCUGUCUUGUUACCCGUCCUGUGACCCGUCCUGUGACCUGUCCUGGUGUAUAGAAACAGCAGACACCAUCGAGCGGUCAGGUGCCGGCUGUUCCCCAGGCUCUUGA
Molecule: messenger RNA, 558 nt
Organism: Synchiropus splendidus (mandarinfish)
Lineage: Eukaryota; Metazoa; Chordata; Actinopteri; Syngnathiformes; Callionymidae
Product: keratin-associated protein 4-1-like
Exons: 3
Coding region: 1-558 (185 amino acids)
Source: RefSeq, a predicted model, not a curated record